Messenger RNA from Alosa sapidissima (American shad), 8390 nucleotides. It is a transcript of the gene xirp1, whose product is annotated as xin actin binding repeat containing 1. The transcript is spliced from 8 exons. Lineage: Eukaryota; Metazoa; Chordata; Actinopteri; Clupeiformes; Clupeidae. Gene Ontology annotation, cellular component: stress fiber; focal adhesion. Bases 157 to 8091 code for a protein of 2644 amino acids. Gene Ontology annotation, biological process: actin filament organization; actin cytoskeleton organization. The record is from RefSeq and is a predicted model, not a curated record. Gene Ontology annotation, molecular function: actin filament binding.
UGAGGUAGCAUGUGUCUGCGGCAGUAAUAAAAGAGGACUUUGGACAAUGGAAAAAGCUGUGUCUGAGGACAGAGGCACAAACUGCAGUCUGAAUCGGAGAGGAAAUGUGGGGCUGCAUACAUCGAUAAGUAUUACGUUUUACCGAGGACAGCCACCAUGAGCAGCACACUUUGGAGAAGCCAGUCCCUGAAGAAUCUCUCUCAGGGGCAAAAGUCAUGGGCGUCGCCAGUGGCAUCCCAGCGGCCCGGAAGAAAGUCUGUCUCGCAACUUGUCCAGCAGUACCAAAGUUGUGUUGAACUGAGAACUGCAGGCAUAGAGGAAAAUGGACUAAAGCUUCAGCUCUGUACAGAUGAGUUCCAGGAUGGCGGUAUGCUGGGUGCUCCAGUGAAGCGCAACCAGGCCCACCUGUGGGAGGACCCCUCCGGUUUCCGAGGAUGGACCACGCUGACCCGGAGCCGCUCCAUGGAGGGGCUGUCCCUGCGUCCGCGUGAGCCAGCAGGCACCAGUGCCCUCCGGGCGCUCUUUGAGUCCAAGAACGCCCUGCAGCAGGACUUCUCCAGCAGCCCCCGGCUCCACACUACACACCCUGUCAAGCAGAGCCCUGCGAAGCCCACGCCAGCCGCCACCAGGGGAGAGCCAGCGGCUGCACGCCACAGCAGUGAAGUCACACCAGCACAGAGCAAUGGCACGCACCAGAGGGUGAAUGCUGCUCAACCAGAGAGGUUGGAGAGGAGGAAAACCAUUGCUGGUGUCCCAGGAUCACUAUUCAAGGAAGAGAGCAGUCCAAGGGAUAGUUUGAGAAGAGCGCCAUUAGACAAAAGAACUGCAUCCUCUGGCAUAACACGGGGCCGGACUACUUCAUCUCUGAGACCCACCCUGCAGUCCGUAAAAGACAGAUCUGCUCUCUACCUGUCAAAAGCAGCAGCUGCAGAAUCACCAGGAACUACCACACAGCAAGGUCGUGUCAUCCAGGAGCACAUUGCGACCUCGGAAAAGAAAACUAAACAAAGCAAGAUGUCUGACCUAACCAAACAGAUAAGAGUAACUGAUGCUAAUGGAGAGGAUGACCUCCCUCCCCCUCCCCCACCACCACCUAGAACUCACAUGGAUGAAUCGACAGCCACUAGAGACGCAAACGUCCUCCCUGUUCCUCCACCCAAAGAGACAUUCUCAACAUUCUACCAGCAGCGGCAGAAAAGUGAACUAAAGAGACUCUUCAAACAUAUUCAUCCAGAUGUGAAGAUGAACUUAGAUGAUGUGAUUGAUGAUGAGAUAGUGAAGGCAAUACACAUAAAUGCUCAAGCUGCUGAUUCAAACUACCAGGGGGAGGUCCAAUCCAUGCGGUGGAUUUUUGAGAACUGGACUCUUGACAACAUUGGGGAUCCUCAUAGCACUAAGAAGCUACUUGAUGAGGAGAACCUCCAGGGAGGGGAUGUCAGAGGCACUUCUUCCAUGUUUGAGCAUGGUGUUUUGGACAUUUCUCAGGCAUCCUCAUCAGCUGACAGUCAAGGCCUGGUCAAGGGAGAUGUUCGCACAGCCACCUGGUUGUUUGAGACAAAGCCCUUGGAUUGCCUUGGCAAAUCCAGCACUGAAGAAGGGGAACUUGUUGAGGCAGUAUUGAAGGAGGCGGUUGUGAAAGGUGAUGUUUCGGGUGCAAGACUCCUGUUUGAAUCCAAGCCCCUAGACGCUUUGGGCCACUGCUGCUCUGUUGAAGAUCACAGUUUCCUUCGGCUUAAGUCAGAAUUCGAAGAACAUAAAGGAGACGUUAAGAAGACAGUGAGGCUUUUUCAGACAGAUCCCCAAUGUGCUCUGAGGGAUAGCAGUGGCAACAUCCACAAGAUUAAAUCCAUCUGCAGGGAGGAGAUACAGAGUAGCAACUUCAACACAGCACGCUGGCUCUUUGAGACUCAACCCCUGGAUGUCAUUAACAAGGACACCUCUGGUAUUCAGAUCAUUCGGGGUAUAUCCCUUGAGGAGGCUCAAAAAGGUGGAGUUGACAAGAAGAGGUGGAUGUUUGAAACACAGCCAUUAGAUGCCAUCUGUGAGGGGGCUGUGGAGGAACAGAAGUUUCAGGGCAUAUCAGAUCUAGAGGGAGUAGCUGAUGUUGGAAUGAAGCAAAAGCUUUUUGAAACACAGCCUUUAGCAGCAAUCAAGGGUGAGACGACAUCAGAGGGAGUUGAAGAGAAAGAAGGGAUUGUUGGAGGAGAUGUUAAAUCUACUCUUUGGCUUUUUGAAACUCAGCCUACAGAGACAGUGAAGGACAGCUAUGAGGUGGGGCGUCUCAAAAGAGUCACAGUUUCUCCAGAUGAAAGGGGAGAAGUGAAAGACAAAAGACAAACAUUUGAGAAGAUGAACAUCAGCAAAGUUAAACUUGACAAAGAUAACAAAGUUGAAGACAUAGAAAAGGGCGAUGUGAAAUCUUUCAAGCAUCUCUUUGAAACCAUCCCUAUCGAUCACAUAUCACAGUCUGAAGACAAACAAUCCGAAAGCCUUGAUAUCACAGCUGGGAAUGUGAAAGGUAAUAAAGCAUUGUUUGAAUCAACACCCCUAUAUGCAAUCAAAGACAGCUCUGGAAAUUUCCACGAAGUAACAACUGUCAGCAGAGAGGAGAUUAUCAAAGCGAAUAUUCAGAAUUACAAAUGGAUGUUUGAGACAAAACCACUCGACACGUUUGAGGAAGGAACAGGGAAAGUAGAGAUUAUCAAAGGCAUAACAAGACAAGAAGAUUCAGGCAGUGAUGUCAGAAUGGCAAAAUGGCUGUUUGAAACUCAACCUCUGGAUGGCAUCCAUUUAAAAUUUAACAAAAAGGAACAGGACUUAUCAUUAGAACAGGAUGAGGUUAAAAAGGGCGAUGUCAAGACAUGCAAGUGGCUAUUCGAGACAAAGCCCAUGGACAUUCUGUAUGAAAAAGUAGAGAAAAAACAAGAGACAGAAACAAUACCCAAGGCAGAUGUCAAAUCGCAAACAUGGCUUUUUGAGACACAGCCUCUGGAUAACAUUAAAGAUGGUGAAGCCCAAAGUCUGAAAUUAUGCAAAACUUUGCAAAAUGAGCUGACCAGUGAUGUCAAAGUGAAAACAGUAAAACACCUCUUUGAGACAGAAACCUUGGACAGAAUCACAAGAAGAACAGACUCAGAGACAGACAUGAGAUAUGUCAGUGAAAUAAACAUCCAGUCAGGGGAUGUCUCACGAGUGAAAGAAAUUUUUGAAUCCCAGUCUCUUGAUGAAAUUGGAUGUGAAAUGUUGAAGGCAAAUACAGAGGAACAGGAUACAGGCAUCCAGGCAGGAUCUGUUCACAAGUUUACUUGGGUUUUUGAGAAUCAACCCAUUAGUGCCAUAAAUGAGAAAGAGGAUGAUACAACAACCAUGAGGACUGUCACUGAUGUGGAAAGUGGUGAUGUUGGAAGCAAGAAGUUCAUAUUUGAAACCUUCUCUCUGGACAAGAUUGAGGACACAGACCAGCUGCUUGGACAUCAGUCAAUGAGUGUGGAAAAGCCUGUGAGUGGUGUGGAUGUGAAGUCAAGCACUAUGUUGUUUGAAUCUCAGCCUCUUUAUGCAAUCAAAGACAAGGAAGGGCAGUUUCAUGAAGUCACCACAGUCAAGAAAGAGGAGGUGUUGAGUGGAGAUGUGCGAGGAGCUCGGUGGAUGUUUGAGACCAAGCCCCUCGAUUCCAUUCAAGCAGACAAAGAAAUUUAUGUAAUUCGAGCUGUGACACAAGAGGAUGUCCUUAAAGGUGAUGUGAAAUCCGCUCGGUGGAGGUUUGAAACCCAGCCCCUGGACUCGCUCACAUCCCAAGAAGGGCCAUCAGUCAAAAUAGUAGAGGACAUCAAUGGCAGCAACAAUGUGCAACUGAGUAAAAAGCUCUUUGAAUCUGACCAGGCAGCUCAGCGGAAGUAUGUGAGGAUGGUCAGUGUCACAGAUGUCCAGCAGGGGGAUGUCCGCACCUCGACCUGGCUCUUUGAGUCUCAGCCGAUUGAUUCACUGAAAGGUGAACCACAAGAGCAGAGUGAAAUGCAAACAGUUCACAGAGAAGAAGUCCAGAAAGGGGAUGUAAAACGGUGCACCUGGUUAUUUGAAUCUAAACCGCUAGAUGAAAUUAAGGACACUGAACACUCAAAUGUUAACGGUGUAGAGCAAGAGCAGGAGCACAUCCCAAAAGCAGAUGUGAAAAGCACCACCUGGAUGUUUGAAACCACCCCACUGGAUAAAAUCACAGUGGAGAGUGUGUCUGAAAACCUUUAUCGCCUCAACCAACUCAGCAUUAUUCACUCAAGUGGGAUCAUCAUCCAAACCCAUGAUACUAAAAAUGUCAACAUGGCCAAAUAUCUACUUGUUCCCGAUGAGGGCCCCAAAGUUCAAAAGGAAGAAACUGUGGAGGGAAAUAUCAGAAACAUCAUGUUACAGCUCCUGUAUAGACCAAACCUGAAGCCUAGAGUUGUUAUCUUACAAGAAGAAGAACAAGGAAAUGUUCAGGCUUCAGUGUUGGAGAUCCCACUUCAUCAACAAUCAGCUCUUCAUGAAGAACAAAAACAGAAAAUGGAAAGGGUCGCUCAAAUCAUUGAGGGUGUCCUUGUUCAAAGCAAGACAACUCAAUCUGGACUGGUGAUGCAAGAAUCUGAGGAUGGGCAACCAGAGAUCACCGUUUACUCAUUCCGUUGCCACAACAGUCUAAAAAUGGAAAGUGUCAACAUCCAAAGGGGAGAUGUCAAAUCCACAAUAGGAAACCUAUUGGCUACUGCCCAAAGCUCAAGAGUGACCGCAUCAUGUAAAUUGGAGGAAAAUGAAAAAGGAAAUGUAGACCUAUACAGAAGUUGCAUUGAAAAGGGAAAUCUGCAGUACCUCAAGAACCUACAAGCAGAACCCUUGGAGGAUGACCUUGAUUCAGUGCCAAAAGAACAGAUUGAAAUUGUCCAGGGGGAUGUAAAGGAGGCCAAGAGACACCUCAAAGAACAAAAGGACAAUGUGGAGAGAACUGUGUUGGAUAUUGUAUCAGGGGAUGUCAAAACCACCAAAAAAGUGUUCUUGAGUAGUUCAACUGGUGUAAACGUUGACCACUGCGUGCCAAAGGAUGAGAUCAUCCCUGGAGAUGUCACAAUUGCCAAACAGCAGCUUGGCGAAGCCGGAAAGCAGCCAUCUCUGGUGCAGAAAGAAGAGAUUGUCUCAGGUGACAUCAAAGCCACGUUGGAGUCUUUGGAGCGGGCCAAACAACAGAGCAUGCAUGUGGAGCGGGAGGUCAUUACUCCUGGAACCAUCUAUGAUCUGGAUGUGUCUUCACAAGAGUCAGAAGUUGACGAAAGACAGAAUUACAAGGAGAUAAUACUUUCAGGGGACAUCAAGGCAGCAAAACAGUCCCUGGAAGAAGCAAAAAGUAGGAGCAUGAGAGUAGAGCGUGAAGCUGUUGUUCCAGGGAAAAUAUUUGACCUCAAUGCAGCAUCCUUGCAGGAGGGCCUCUCAGCAAUGAAGACUUCAGCCUCAACCACGAGUAGCCCACGGAUUACGACAACAUUUCGCAAGGUCAGUGCCUCAGAAAUGUAUCAGGGAACCAAUGAAAAAUGUGAAGCUUUUCGUCAGAGUGAAGUGGGAAGGAUGUCAGAUGUAAAUGCUAGCGCAGUGGAAACUAAUUCAAAAGGUGCCAGUGUCUCUUACAUUCCUUACAUAAUGUCAGAGAGUGAAGCCAUGAAUCAAGAGCAAGAGACAGCUGAGGAGGUUGUUAAAGGGGAUGUGAAGGCUGCCAUCCAGGCAUUGUAUAGUGCUGCUAAUGAACAGAGAUCCACAGACAAAGAAGAGAUUGUGAAAGGUGAUAUGCAAGCAGCACUACAGUCACUUCAGAAGUCUAGUGUUAAUGUGUCCCAAGGGGAUUAUAAAGCAGCAAUGAUUUAUAGGAAAGCAGGGCAAUUUUACUCAGAGGGCAGAAAGAAAAAAGACUCAGGGACUGUGUACAAGCAGAAUGUAAUGUCUGUGCCUCCAUCUGACACUGAAUUGUCCCCUUCGGUUUCAGUAACCUACAAGGAGCAUCAGUCCCCGGCACCAAAGAAUUCAGCACCUGUCGUUAGUUCCAGCCCAGCGGAAAGUUCUAGAGCUUCCAUCCCCUCUCCUUUGAUAAAUGAAGGUCUGAUUCCGCCACCCCUUCCUCCAAAGACCUGUGAUCAACUUAAAGAGUUAAAACCAGCCCUGCCACCAAAGCCACAGUGGCAUACCAUAUCUCCUACUGAAUCCAAUAACAACAACAGUGACGCCCCUUACAUUCCGGCCAUCCCUCCCAAAAUGAAAAUGGGAAAAUCAACUCCUCCACCUUUACCACAAAGGACUGCUUUCAUCAAGAAUGAAGAUUCACACCACUUGCAUGCCGUAAAAGAGACAGAGAUGCAACAGUUGACCAAUACAACAGAACACCGAAUUGCCAAAAAGACAAAGCAAUGCACUGAAAGAUGGGAACAGGAAAAAACAAUUGAAGCUCUCUCAGAUAAUACCACAGCCAGCAAACACACUACAGCUCAAAGUGCUGCUGAGAUGGAGAGAAAUGUUGUACAAAAGAUAAAUGCUGCAGAGGAGAUCCGCUUGUGUAUGCAGACUUACUCUACAGACAGUGAGGCCAAAAACGAACUGAAUAUGGGCUUCAAAGUCGCCCUUCAAAACUUUGGGGGAAGGAAAAAGGGAGCUGAGGUGGAUGAAACUGCAAAAUUGACAAAGAAAGCCAAAGCUGUCAGAGAGACAGAACCUGCUGGCAUUUCCCAUGGAUGUGCUUUAAAUACACAGGGCAACACCCUGACAGGGAGUGUCAGCCCACCGCCUGUCUCCCCCGAGCCUCAAAGGGACGAUCAUUCUAACACCACUGUCAUCUUAAGGGAAAAACGAGGGAGGAGAGAAACUGAAGAUGAACGGCGCCAAAGGUUAUCUGUGCACAGGGAUGAAAUCAUGAGGGGCAAUGUGAAAGCAACAAUGGAGAUUUUUGAAAAUCUCAGAAAACGGGAGGAACUAAAGACAAUCCUUUGCCAAGUUCAGGAAAUGGAGGGAGACACAAGUGAAGUAGAUGUUAAAUAUUUGAGGACUCUUUAUGAGAAUGUGCCCUCUUGGGUAGUAAGACAAAGUAAAGUUCAAAGGCAUAGUAAUUCUACAUGUGUAAAGAAUGUUGAUGCAGAGACAGAAUCACUGAGGGAUGAAACUGACAGUGUGUCCUCAGUUGAGGCAGCAUUUGAAGAUCUGGAAAAAGCAAGUAUAGAUAUAAUAUGUUUAAAAGAGCAGACCUUAGUAAAACUUUUGGAAAUAGAAGAGGCAAUAAAAAAGGCUUUGUACUCGGUGUCAAACUUGAAAUCUGAGGCAGAUAUCAUGGGAUUAUCAGGACUUUUUAAUGAAUCCCUGAACACAGAGCAAUGCUCCCAGAACACGAACAACAUCAGGAAAAUUAGUAUUGUCACUAGCAAAGCAAAAACAGAUCAAAGGAAAUCAGAACAAGAGGUCGCCAAAGGAAAAACGAAAGUUGAGGACGUUCAAAGGGAAGUGCCAUUGAAAAAGCCAGAGGUUCUUCAUCCAAAACCAUUCCCAAACCCCCCCUCCUCUCCAUCAUUCAUCUCCAUUCACUCAGCUGCAAGAAAACCUGCAGGGGCACCCAAGUCACCUCCCCCUCAACCCCCACAGUCUACUAACAAUGCAGAGAGCAGGGCUCCAAGUUCCAAUGGUUAUCACAGUCCCAAUGGUGAUCUGAAUCAAUCCUGUGAAACAAAGGUAGCAAACCACUUUUAUAGUCCAAAAACCCCCAAACGAAAAGUCAGCAUACUAGAAGUGCAAACACUGCCAGAGCCAGAGCCAGUAGCCGGAAUCAUUGGAACGAAGACAGUCAGCGAAACAUAUGAAGAGAGAGACUGCUUUGGCAAUUCAUUCGUCUCUUCCACUACAUCAACCUUUGUCACAAAAGAGACCAAAGCCUCUUCUUCUCGCGAGGUUCUGACCAAUCCAAACAAAUCAGUUCAAGUGAUUGCAUCCCCUCUAAUGCACAGGUCUGAUCGCACAUUUGCAGAAAGGAAACAGUCUCAUGUUAAAGACAAUAGCAAAGUGUUUGUUACAUUUGGCCAUACCAAAACAGGAAAACAUUAACAGGCAUCUCCCUUAAUGCAUAUAAGAGUUCCUUUGUUUAUAUUGUUACCUCUUAUAUGAGGCCAAUUUAUUCAUAAAUGUGUCUUUUUUGGAGAACUUAACUAAACAUAGUACUUAUCAUUCUUAUUAUUGUCUAUCCUUAGAAUGACUUUGUAUGUUUUUAAAAAAGAAUUUUUUCAAAGUUUAAUGUAGAUUAUUUUAUACAGUAUUGUUAAUAAAUUGUCUGUAUUGUUUGUUUAAUAUGACUGUGUGUAUGAUAUAUUCAUAUCAUUGUUAAAUAAAAUAACUCAAUGUUUUCA